Callithrix jacchus (white-tufted-ear marmoset) is the source of this 4270-nucleotide messenger RNA. It is a transcript of the gene LYNX1, whose product is annotated as Ly6/neurotoxin 1. Gene Ontology annotation, cellular component: plasma membrane. Lineage: Eukaryota; Metazoa; Chordata; Mammalia; Primates; Cebidae. The record is from RefSeq and is a predicted model, not a curated record.
UUGGUAGGGGCCCAAGAGGCGGGGCUGGGGCGGGGCCUGCGAUGAGCUUGGCUCGGUGGGUCUCCACGGAGGCGGGGAAGGGGCGGGGCCUGUGGGGAGCUCUCGCUGGGCGGACCGUUCCGAGGGCGGGACUGGCGCUGGGCCUGCGGUGGGCAUCUGGCGAUGCGGCACGGGUGCUGCGGGGCAUACAGACGCGCGUUCAAUUUGACCGAGGGAGGCACUUACUGGCGAGCGGCCGCGGGGACUCCCAGGCGCGGCGGUGCCUCAAGGUGGUGAAGGUCACAGGGCUGCAGGACUCCCGCGGCAGCUGUGGGAGGCAGGCCCAGCCCCGCGUCUUCCGCCCACCACCCUGAGUUGGAUCCAGGGCUCUCUGCUGUCCACCUCCCCACUUCCACGCUGUCCUCCUGCCUGCAGCCAUGAUGCCCCUGCUCACCCUGUUCCUGGUGGCCCUCAUGGGACUACCUCUGGCCCCGGCCCUGGACUGCCAUGUGUGUGCCUACAAUGGAGACAACUGCUUCAACCCUGUUCGCUGCCCGGCUAUGGUCGCCUACUGCAUGACCACGCGCACCUACUACACCCCCACCAGGAUGAAGGUGAGCAAGUCCUGCGUACCCAGCUGCUUCGAGACCGUGUACGAUGGCUACUCCAAGCACGCGUCCACCACCUCUUGCUGCCAAUAUGACCUCUGUAACGGCGCCGGCUUUGCCGCCCCAGCGACCCUGGCCCUGGCCCCCAUCCUCCUGGCCACCCUCUGGGGUCUGCUCUAAAGCCCCCCAGGCAGACCCAGUCAAGAACAAAGCUCUCAGGAGACACUGCUGCACCCUCGCACCCCGCUCGCCCCACCUCACUCUCUGCCCUCCCUGAGACCUCCUCAGCCAUGCCCAGGGCCUGGGCCUGUGGCCAAGAGGACGCCUGACCCCAGCCACCUCUCCCCCAACCACCACCGACCUCACUUCGAGGCCUUGACCUUUGGUUUCCUAAAGACUGAUGUGUGGGGUCCCAAAAGUGUCUGGCCUUGGUGGGCUCAGCCCCUCGCCUGUCCAGGGCUGGGGGCUUCUGGCACAGUGCUGUUUAUGGGCAGGGACCCAGUCAGACGAGGAGCACUGAGCAAAUGGGUGCUGUGAUCAAGCUCACCUUCUGGGAAGGCCCCUGCCUCCGCCUGCCAGGCUGUGCUGGGGCAGGGAAAGAUGAGGGACUUGGUGAGGACUCCAGAGGAAGAACUCUUCCAGGCCAAGGACGGCUGCCAUACUUCCUCCUGAGGCCAGGAGCUGCGGGGCGGGUGCGGGACCCAGCUGCGAGAGGAAGGCCUUGGGCACUGUCCUUCCUGGCAGCGAGGAAGGCUGCCAGGCCGCCUGGGAACCACCCCUCGCAGGGGAGGGGGCGGCUCUGCCUCAGCAGGCCCCCAAGACCUCCGAAGCUGCAGAGGCUUUUCCAGGUCCAAUAAGGGGGUCUGUGUCCUCUCUGUCAAACCCCUUGACCUUUCCCACCCCCUCACAGGGAGGGCACCGGGCCUGAGGCUGGCAGGAGCUGGGCUGUGCUAUAUUUGGUGUGUCCUGGUCGCUGCCCAGGCCAGUGCUAUUCUGGGCAGGAAGGGAAAGGGGCAGGGCAGGGCAGGUGGCCUGCUGAGGCCUGGUCCACAAUCACAGCAGCACCUGGUGGAGCAGGGCUGGGAGCUGCACCGAUAGGCCCGGGGUCAGGAGCAGCGUGGGGCAGGCAAGGGCGUGGGGAGGUGGGAGCGUGCUGCCCUCUUGUGGCCACAAGAGGGCAGGGGUGAGGUGGGCGGAGACCAAGCCCCUCCCCACAGCGGGACUGGGUCAGUGAGUGGGUGCCCCAGCGCCUUGCACCUGGGACUGCUUUGGCAGGGAGGGUAGGGCGGAAGCCCCAGCUGGGGGUGGGGAUUCCUAGAGCCUCCCAGGGAAUGGGGGCAUGAGACCUUUUAGUGCCAUGAGUCACGCUGCAGCCGAGGCCCCCACCUGAGCAGUGCCCCCCGGCUCUGGUGUCCUCAGAGGAGCUCUUCAAGCCGUCCUGCAGGGGCAGGAUGGAAACAGACGUCCGUGCAGUGAUACUGCCCCUGCCCCAAAGUGUGGCCCUGGUCGGGGAGCCCCUGCUGGAAAUGGCAUCUUGAGAGCUUUGAUGUGGGACCCCGGGGGGAUGGGGGAUGACAGUCUGCAUGCACCCCAGGGGUCUCCCUGCAGCCAGUCUGCAUGCAGGCUGCGUUCUGCUCCUGGGGCUGGGGCUGAUUGUCGGCCCUGAGGACAUGAGGACAGGAGGGGGGCAGAGUCUUUUGCCGAGACACCCGGUUCCUCUGGAGGAGAGCAGUGUGGGAACGGGCCUGGAAUGGGAGGAAUGUGACUCCCCAGAGUGAAGAUGGGCAUCGUACAGGCCAGGAGCUGGGAAGGAGCUGCUGCCAGCAUGCCCCUCGCCCCUACCCCCAGAGCAGGCCUGGCCUGGGGCGGCUGCGAGAGUGCCAGGUGCCUCCUGAGGCCUCUCACCUGCAGCCGGCAAGGCCUCGAAAUGUUUGCUGGGAGGGAAGUGGCUUUGGGCCCUCCAGCCCCAAAGGCUCCCUGUCCUUGGGAAGCCUGGGAACAGUCACUGCACCUCGAGCAAGCCUCUAGUCCAGUCGGGUGACUUCCUGGGCCAGGGCUGGGAGGGGCUCCCCAAUCAGGUCCUCCCUGUCUCAUGGCUCAGUGGGGUGAUGGGGAGGAGGCCUGGCCACCCGAGGCUCAGCGGCAGCUGAGAACAAGGAGCUGCAGGAGCUUCGAGUGCCAUGGUGUUGAGGGGUGGGGUGGGCAGCUUCUUACCCCUGCCUCCUGCCUCCAUCUGUCCACCGUUCCCCCACCCUGACCUGCCCCAGCUCCACACCGACAGCCCUGUCCCCAGCCCCACAGACCGUACUGCAUGGCUGGCCUGCCCUGGUCACCUGGCACAGAGCACACAGGAGGUGAAUGCUGGCCAGGCCCGCUCCUGGGGAGUCCAUGGUGUGCCGCAGGGUCCGGGCAGCAGCGCCAGCGGAAACCACACCAGUACGCGGGUCCCGUUGGGUCCAUCAAGGUGGCGGUGGACGGGGGCCCCCCACUGCACUGUGGCUCUGAGCACUGAAUAGAAGCCCUGCAAGAUGGGAGCCAUUAUCCUGCCCCCUUGAUGGGGAGGAAACUGAAGCACAGGGAGGUGAAACAGCUGCCCCCAGUAGCACCUCCUGGCCCUUUCACCACCCAGGCACCAUGGCGCAGCUGCUUCUCCCACCAGCUGGGGUUCCUUGGACCCCCAAGCCUGGGAAGGGGUAGGUAAGUUUGCAAAAUGGAAAGCUUAGAAGAAGCAACGUGGAACGGGAGGUUUGAGAAUCCCUGGGUCAUAGGGUAAGCCUCGGCGCUGCCUGUGGGUGCCAGGCUAAGUGGGAGUAGAGGGAGAGGUGCCAGCCACCCCAGGGGCCCGGUAACCCUCAGCACCGCCUCUGGGUGCCAGGCUAAGUGGGAGUAGAGGGAGAGGUACCGGCCACCCUGGGGGCCCAGUUCCCACUUCGGGUAUCUCACUGGCAGAACCGAGGGCCCCUCGAUGGGGUACAUGCCCAGGGCUAUCUGUGCCGCUGUCUGUGUGUCCUGGAAGUUCCAAGUGGCUCAGGAGUGGCUGCUUGGGAGGCUCUGGCUCCCUAGAUGUUAUACCUUCUCCUGGGAACUGGAAUCAGCCGCUAAGAAGAAGCGAGAGCUGCAGGGGGUGACCUUGGGCUGGGACCUGGGGACGUGGCCAGGUCAGCAUGGCCAGAUCUAGCAGGAAACCAGAUCUAGCAGGAGCGCCGGUCUGGCCUGGGGUCUAUGGGGGCGGAGCUGCAGCCCUGGGCAGGCUUCCUCCAGGUGGGGGUCCCGGGGAAGUGGGGCCGGGCCUGCUGCGACCUCCCCCAGGUAGUGUCUGAUUCACCUUCUCUCAUGAAGGUGAUUAGGUUCAAAAUUCUAAAACUCUGAAAAUGGUCAGAAGAAGCAGAGAGGCCCCCAUGUUGGACAUGCCAGGCUGUUCUGCGGGUGCUUGGUUUCACUACUCGUGGGCAUAAGUGUUGGCUAAACGGAUGGCGCCUUUCCCUCCUGUCUUAUGUCCUGGGGUCCAGGCACUUCCUAAGGCCAUGCCCUGCUGCUAAUGCUUGCCCAACCCUAACCCUAACCAGGACAUGGACUUCCACCCCCAGGCCGCUCUCUCCCUGGCCCACCAUGUACCCAGCACCCAGGAGAGGUCCAGCCAGCAUCUCACUGAGCAGUGAAUAAAUGAACAGAUUCUCAUUGUC